Molecule: messenger RNA, 2832 nt
Organism: Pygocentrus nattereri (red-bellied piranha)
Lineage: Eukaryota; Metazoa; Chordata; Actinopteri; Characiformes; Serrasalmidae
Gene: cant1b
Product: calcium activated nucleotidase 1b
Exons: 4
Coding region: 164-1441 (425 amino acids)
Biological process (GO): proteoglycan biosynthetic process
Molecular function (GO): calcium ion binding; UDP phosphatase activity; GDP phosphatase activity
Source: RefSeq, a predicted model, not a curated record
GCCGGUGAAAGUUCAAAUCUCUGUAUAGGUAAAGUUCACCACUAAAGGGAACAUUUUCCUUAGUCACUGUUGAGAGGCUUAACUGUUUCCUAGAUGAAGACAGAGAGGAAGAGGGAGAAAGAAUCAGUUUGUCCUGGCAAGCAAGCAAGCAACAGCAUUGUGAAUGUACAGAAGGAAGAAAGAGCAGCAAGGAGCGAAGGAAAGAAAAAUGGCUGUAUCUCCUGAUGACUCCAUGACCUCUGCACGGCUCUCCACUCGUGGCCUGCCCGCCAUGGCCUCCAUCAGCAGCGCCACAUCCGAUGCACGAUUUCAUUUCAAAUGGAGGGCCAUUACAAUGGUAACCAUGCUAGUCCUAGGCCUGCUGCUAUAUCUGCACCAAACAGCAGGGGGCAACACAGAUGACACACAGCCCUUUAUACAGCACCGCAGCAGCAGCAAUGAGGCAAGGUUAAGACGUCUGAACCGUGACACCAAGGAAUGGUGUAAUGCGCAUUACAAUGAUACCUACCCACUAACGCCUCCGGAACACACAGCCAACGGCAUUCGAUACCGCAUCGGCGUGAUCGCAGACUUAGACACAAACUCACACAAAAAAAGCCACAACACUUGGUACAGCUACCUGCGGAGAGGCUACUUGCUGGUGUCAGACAGCGGAGACAGUGUGGCGGUGGAGUGGGACCCAGACACAGUGGUGCUAGAGAGCCACUUGGCCGAGAAGGGCCGGGGCAUGGAACUUUCUGACCUGGUGACCUUUAAUGGGCAGCUGUACAGUGUGGACGAUCGCACAGGUGUGGUGUUCCGAAUCGAGGGCAACAGGGCAGUGCCAUGGGUCAUCCUGCCUGAUGGAGAUGGCACCGUUUCCAAAGGCUUUAAGGCAGAGUGGAUGGCGGUGAAGGAUGAGCACCUGUAUGUUGGUGGGCUGGGGAAGGAGUGGACAACCACGACAGGCGAGUUCGUGAACAACAACCCGGAGUGGGUAAAAGUUAUUGGCUUCCGUGGAGACGUGCAGCACGAGAACUGGGUGCCCCACUACAGCGCCCUGCGGGUCGCCGCAGGCAUCAAACCUCCUGGUUAUCUUAUCCACGAGUCUGCAGCAUGGAGCGACCGUCUGCAACGCUGGUUCUUUCUGCCCCGCCGAGCCAGCUCAGAGCGCUACGACGAGACAGCAGACGAACGCCGCGCCACCAACCUAGUCCUCAGCUGCCCAUCUGAUUUCAGUCAGUUCUCUGUGUCCCAUGCUGGACCACUGCUGCCCACCCACGGCUUCUCUUCCUUCAGGUUCAUCCCUGACACGGACGACCAGAUGGUGCUGGCACUGAAGUCCGAAGAGGAUGCAGGCACUAUUGCCACCUACAUCACGGCCUUCACUUUGGACGGUCGCAUCCUGCUGCCCGAGACAAAGAUCGGAGACGUGAAGUAUGAGGGUCUGGAGUUCAUCUAGACAAGAUUAUUUCCUGCCAGCUCAGCUGGCGAGAGUGCAAAGAGGGGGCCUUGGUGUUGACCCGUCCAUGAUCAGUACAAUGUGGUAGAAAUGUCAUGAACAGAUUAAGGGGUUAUUUCAGGAACCAGGAAUUCUUAGCCAGAUAACUUAAGCCCAAAGACCUGUUUAACAGGAGGAGUGAGGAUAGGCCUUUAUACAAUACACAAUAUGCAUCAUGCUGUUUGAUUUUUCUGAAGCAUAAUGUGCUCAUAUCCAAUCAGAUACUUGUUACUAUACAGUUCACACUGUUACUGUACACUGGUUGUUGUUUUUACAGGUCUUUUUUGUGAUCCAUUCAGCUUUUCAGUGUUCCAGAGGUUCUGACAAUACCAAUGAUAUAUUCAGAAAAGCAUGUAAUUAUGUAAUUAUACGUUUUAUCAUGAUAAUACAGGGGUAGCAAUAUGGUGAUAAUUAUUGUUAAUGUCAAAUUGUCACAUCACAGCAUGCCUUUUGAGUAUAUUGUGGAUAUUUUAAGUAACUUAAAAGGUACUUUUUAUUUUCCUGCAUAAUUCAGUCAUUGAGAUGUAAAGUCAGAUUGGUUUGAUGCAAAACAGUUAAUUAUAAAGAAACCUUCAAACAUCUUUACAGUGGUAGAGAUAGGAACCAGAGGUCGCAAUGUUUACAAUGCAAAUAUAGUCAUUUUAUUUACUAUCCAAAAGCGUUUCAAUUUUGCUAUAUCACCCACUACUAUAAGUAAUGGGCAUUGCACUCACUUUGGGCUUAAGUUAUUUAGCUCACUGAAAAAUCCUGUUUUGUGAAAUGCCCCUGUGCUUCUCUUUUGAUAUUUCUAUAUAGGCUUCAAGUGGUGCCACUGCACCCUUCUGUAUGUACCUGUUUGUCUAGGAGUCACCAUGGAGAUGUAAGAGAACAAGUACCUGACACCUGGGUUGCCAUGGUGAGGAAGACAGAUGAAGUCAAGUAAAAGAGAAAGAGAAGCAGGUUUAUCAUGUCAGGUUAAAGCACAUGUUCUGUGAACUCCAGCUGUGGGCUGAAGUCUGUUGUGGGCUGCAUCAUGGAGGAAAACAGUGCUGCUAAAGACUCAGGGGUUUUCAAGUAAAACGCACAACAUAGUCUAACCAAAUGGAAUAACUUUAACUAAAAGAUGAAGCAACAUGGAAAAGAAAUACAUUUAUUUAAGUUCUAUUUCAUAUAUUUUAAUUGCCAGCUUUUUAAAAAUACAGUAGUCCUAAACACUAACGUGAGUGUUUUUAUUUUUGUUUUAUUCUGUUUAAAAAGCUGCUGAACUGCACAUACAUUUUGAAUGUAACUCAUCUGAGUUCUGACCAUCAGGGAUCAAAAAUGUUAAGCAGUCUUGCUCUUGGCCAAUAAACAUUAAAAUAAAGGUGCUUGAA